Entamoeba histolytica HM-1:IMSS is the source of this 3108-nucleotide messenger RNA. RefSeq names its product CXXC-rich protein. The record is from RefSeq and is a predicted model, not a curated record. The transcript has a single exon. NCBI's taxonomy places the organism in Eukaryota, Evosea, Mastigamoebida, Endamoebidae. Bases 1 to 3108 code for a protein of 1035 amino acids.
AUGACAACUCUCAUUUUAUUCACAUUUAUUGUACUUUCUUUUGGAAAAACUUGGUGUUGGAGUGACGAUUAUAAUGAUUAUGUUAAAUAUAAAUACACAAAGAAAUCAAAUUGUAAUGGAAAAGGAUGGAGUUACUCUUCAGAGAGUGUUAUUAAUAGACAAACUUAUCGUUUUGAAAUAAAAAAUAAUGAAAUAGGAUCAAUCAAAAAGUUUAGUGAUAUUGAAGGAAGUAUAAAUGAUAGAGAUAUGUAUUUUUCAUUUUCACCAAAUUUUCAAUCUAAUUCCUUUAAAGUGUUAAUAGUUGAAACUAACCGUCCAAAAAUAAUAAUAUGGAUUUAUCAUAAACAUGGAACUGAUGGUCUUUUUGUUGGUAUUGGUUGUUUUGAAAGUGAUAAUUGUCGUAAAAGUAUUAGUAAUAAUUAUGGAGCUUAUAUUUAUAUUUUUGAUAAGUCAAUUAUUGUUUAUUCUAAAAUGGAUGAGAAAUGGGUUAUUGAUUUCAGUAAUCGAGCUGUAAAUUAUGAAACUAAAACAAUUCCAUUCAUUUAUAUUGACGGUGAUGAUAAACAAACUGUUUCAUGUAAGUUUACAACUGACUUAUUUAGUGGAAGAAGUUAUAAUGACCCACAGAGGUAUUUAUUCACUGGUAAAAUCGAUUCUGUGACUAAGAUUGAUAGUAUGAACAACAAUUUUAUCAUAAAGUCUGUAUGUUCAAGAACAGUUAAUGACAAUACAAUUCAACGAUAUAUGGCAAUUGACUCUUCAGAUACUUCAUUACACUCGAUAUGUGAUUGUACUUCUCAAUCAAACAUAAUAUCUACUAAUAAAUCUAAUUAUGACUUUGUUGAUUGCUCAUCUAAUAGUACUUAUUUUGACCUUAGAUUUAACCAAACAAGUUCUACAUCAAUUCAAUUCCAAGUGUUUGAAUGGUAUUCAAUUAUUCCAGAGCCAGAUAAACAUUACUCAUUUUCUGUUCCUGAAAACAAAGAAUUGAAUGUUCUGGAGUGCAGGUUUGAAUCAACUUCAAUUACUCUUGUUGAGGGAAAGAUGACUUGUCAUUCAUUGUUUAUUGAUGCAAAAUCAACUAUUGUCAUAAAAGAAGCAUCAUCUUUCUCAGUUUCAACCGUCACAACACUUGGAGAAAUUAACAAUCUAAAUCAGAAUGGAAUUAUUAUCAACUUUGGGACAUUGUCUAGCAUUGACACUCCUAUUAUUAUCACAACUGAUCAGUCUCAAUCAACAUGUUUUGAACUUGUUUCUUCAAAUCUACCUAUUAAUGUCAUUAUAAAUGGUGGUUAUGUAUUAGAAAAGAAACUACUUAGAAUAUGUCCAUCAAAUGACAUUGAUUCAAAUAUUGUUUGCACACUGAAAACAAAUACAAUAAAUAAUACAAAUACAUACCAAAAUGUUGAAGGAACAAUUGUUCAUUGUCCAUGUUAUGGUUUGAGUUGUAUCACAAAAUUUAGUAAAGAAGAUACACUUAUUAUUUCAUCAGAAUAUCAAGGUAUUAUUGAGUUGAUUAACUCUACUACACAAGUCAUUGAACAACAAUAUAAAUCACUUAGUACAUUAAGAAUAAAAGGAAUUAAAAACAUUGCUAUCAUUACUACAAAUUCAAAAACUUCAAAUAACUUUGUACUAAAUAUUGAAGCUGGAAGUAAGAUAUUAGUCACUGGAAAUGAAAUAGGAUUUUCUCAAAACAGUACAAAUAAACUUUCAACGAAAGUAGGAUCAGAAUAUCCAUGUCAAGCAUUAUUCUUUAAUGGAGAAACAAGUGAAUGCAGUAAAUGUAAAAACACAAUGAUUGAUGAAUAUUGUCCAUUUGAUAAUGAAAUACCAAAGCAUUGUUUAAAAUACAAAUCAUUAGAUGAAUGUAUUCAAUGUGAAGAGAAUUAUUACUUAGAAGAUAAAUUAUGUACCAUAUGUCCAACAAAUUGUUUAAAGUGUUUAAAUGGAGUAUGUAUUCAAUGUAAAGAUAAUUAUUUCUUAGACAAUGGAAGUUGUUUGAAUAAAACAGAUCCAAAUAUUCAAUUGAUAAUAAAUAAUGUAGUUAUGAAAUGUCGUGACUCUUUUUAUUCUAUUGGAAAUGAAUGUUCUUCUUGCUCAACGAAUUGCCAAUAUUGUUCGAUAAAUGAUAGAGGGUAUGAAGAGAGUGUAUGUUCUAUUUGUUCAAAUUCAACUAUUCUUACUUCAUCUCAGCAAUGUUCAACAAUUCCAAAUUCAGAAAGAACAAGUAAUAUAAACGCAAUAGAGUGUGAAAGUAAAUACAAAAUAGUCAAUGGAAAAUGUGAAUCAUGUAAUCAAUUUGGUUCUUUAUGUCAGAAAUGUACUUCUAAUCAGUGCAUUCUUUGUUUAGAUGGGAUUAUUAAUGAAAAUGGUAUUUGUGUAGACCCAACAACAACAGGAUGUUUAAAAAAAGAUGACAUAAAAACAAGUUAUUGUAUGAGAUGCAAAGAUGCAGACAAAUAUUAUGAUGGGACAAGUUGUGUAAAUACAAACAACUGUUUAACAAUGAGAAACAAAGAAAUGUGCUAUGAAUGUCAACAAGGAUAUAUUUAUAACACAAAAACCUCUCAGUGUGUUAAUAAAACAAAUUUACAGACAAAUGUACUAGAAAGAUGUAUCAUUUGGAGAGGUGAACAAAAAGAUUUAUGUUUAAGGUGUCAAGACAAUUAUUAUUAUGACAAAGAAUUACAGUCAUGUGUUGGUUGUAGUUCAGAAUGUUUAACCUGUUCAAAUAAAGAUAUUUGUUUCACUUGUAAAGAAGGAUAUUCAUUAAUAAAUACAAGUUGUAUUUUAUCAUCAACAAUUAUUCAAAAUUGUAGAUUACUUAUUGUUGGAGGAAGUAAAUGUGCUAUUUGUAAUUCUCAUUAUUACAGAACGAAUGAUGGGUUAUGUGAAAAAUGUUUAGAACAUUGUAAUUUAUGUUAUAAAGAUGACACUUGUAAUGCAUGUGAUGAUAAUUAUUUCUUAUUAGAAAAUGCAACAGAAUGUAUAUCAUUUGAUGAAUUAACACAUUGUAAAAUAAAGAUGAGUGAAGGAUGUGAGUAUUUGAUUUACCGAAGGGUGAUUUUAUUCUUUCUUUUUAAUUUGUCUAAGAAAUAUUUAUGA